AUGAGCCAACCGAGCUUUGAUAGUCUCGAGACCCAUCAUCUACAAGCGCUACUACACCAGAGUCAAGAGCAAGCUCGCGCUGCUGAGAACCAGGCUCGCGCCAUCGAGAAUCAGCUCAGAGCUCGAUCUUCAGUUCCCACUCCUGCCGGGACAGAUUUUGGCACUGUACAGGGCAAUUAUCGAAUCUCAUCCUCGUGUUCACCAGCAACCAGCAAUGCUCGCUCACGAAGCAACACAAUACCCCGCAGUGUGGGAGGUGUCAGCAUGGUCCCGACUUUGAGCCUCAACGGCAACCAUGCACCGCAACAGCCACUGGAGCAAAGCCGUCCCAUGAAACGCUCAAAAACCACCCAUCCCACCAUGCCGGCGAAUGCUGCCGCCACAGUGAGAAUGGCGAGGUCUCGUUCAAGCGCAUCGGCCCAGCCCGCGUACAGCAGGACGAGUAACCCCUUCGCCGGACCCGGGCCGGUUACCCCGCCCCAUCCCCAGCCUGCGCGGAACAGCCUACCAGCUACCCACACCAGUGCCGCGAUAAUGGAAACAGCCUACAACCUUAACCAACUACAUCGGCCCGUCGCUACAAACUUCCUCUACGGGAAUCCUAGCUUCCAUGCUCAGCUUCCUCAACGGCCCAUGCCGAUGGGGUCGUUGGCAGAGACAAGCAUGGAGAUGAGUCCAGCCGACUAUAUCUCCAGGUUGGACCAGCAGGAAAGGGCCGUGGCCUCCCCUCUACAUACGCAGCCCAUCGGUAUCCCUACAGCCUACCAUAACCAGUUCCAAUAUCCUGACGACUCCGGGAACCCGUCAGUGUGUGGCUCCAUGACGUCGGCACCUACUCUCGAUACCGUGCCGAUGACAAGGUCCAACAGCAAUCUGAAUGACAAUAUGUCUAACCAGUUUGCCGAAAUGGUUCGGAUUGAGUCUCAGCAACUGAAUCGUCAGCAAAACCGCCGGGAUAGCUAUAGUCAACCGCAGCCCAUCACUACGUCGCUGCUGGGAAAACGGUCAGCGUCCGAUCCUGAUUUUCUGGAGGCAGACCUCAUUGGGCUUCCAGUCUCGUUCAACAGCCAUCUUUACUCUGCGUCGGCACCUGCCAACCCACUUUCCAUGAGCAGUCUGCAUCCCACGGAAAAAACAGUGCCGCAAACAAUGUCCGGGUUUACGCUUGAAGACGACACCGAAGAGGUGGAUCAACACCUAUCCAUGGAGAGGUCGGAAUCUAAGGAUAGCGACAAGUCAACCCAUUCCCAGUCGUUGAAGCUUCGUGCCAAGGAGGCACUCGUCCGUCAGAACGUCAACGCCUCCAAAUCCCGACAUCUCCAGCCUAAGCCUGCCACAGAUACCACUAAAAAGGAAUCCUCCGAACCUACUGGCGUAGCUGGCAAGGAUGGAAAGGCCGUCAUCACUAAGACCAAGUACGAGCGACCUAAGCAUCCCAAAGUCAAGUGCCCUCAGUGCAACGAGAACCCUGAAGGCUUCAGGGGCGAGCACGAGUUGCGCCGACACACCGAAGCCAAACACAACAUGCUGGUCAAGAAGUGGGUAUGCCGUGAUCCAGCUCUCGAGGGUAUUCCCCAUUCGGAGAAGGCCGUCAAGCCUCUUGCGGAUUGCAAGCAGUGCUCACAAGGGAAGCAAUACGGAGCGUACUACAACGCUGCUGCUCAUUUGCGCCGAACACACUUCAAGGUCAAGCAGUCUCGCAAGGGUGCCAACUCCAAAGGUGCCAAGGGUGGCUCUGGCCAGGUCGGUAAAGCUGAAGAGGAGAAGCGUGGUGGGAAAGGUGGCGGCGACUGGCCUCCUAUGGCUGAGCUGAAGCGCUGGAUGGUCGAGAAGUUAGUCCCCAUGGACCAAGAGGGCGCGUUCAACCAAGACGGUGCUGAUUCUGACGGCGCUGUUGACCUUGAAGACAUGGAGAAUGGGCUCUUCGACGCUCAGUACGUUCAGGCUGGGUUCGGGCUUGCGCCUAGGACAGGUGUCUUCGAUGUAACUACAUUUGCCGGCGUUGGGGGAAGCUUCCAGAACUUCGACGGGUUGAAUGCCACCAGCUUCCAAAGCAUGAAUGGAGAACUGGGUCUACCGGGCUCAGAUCUUCUCAUGGACGCCGGCAUGUAUGUGCACCAGCCAAUGCAGUCCAUGCCUAUCGCUUCGGGCUUCGACUUUGGCACGGCUCAAGACGCGCCGCAACAACAACAUACCAUGCCACCUGCCAUGACGAGCAUCGACAAUCAUAAUUACACCUCCCCUGUCUCAUCGACUGCCACGAUUACCCAAGGCGGUCUAUCAGCGGAACACCAAUUUCUCAUGGCACCGGCGAUGCAAGCCUCACAGAACGACCUGCCGGACAUGUCCUUCGAUCUGAUGUUUACUGCUGGCGCACAGUGA
This is a messenger RNA of Sordaria macrospora k-hell, 2382 nucleotides long. RefSeq lists its product as uncharacterized. Lineage: Eukaryota; Fungi; Ascomycota; Sordariomycetes; Sordariales; Sordariaceae. The record is from RefSeq and is a predicted model, not a curated record.